AUGUCACCAAAUAAUGCAAAAGUGAAAACAAGAAAACUUAAAGAAAGAUUAGAAACUCAAGCCCAACAAAAAGAAGAGGAAUUAACCACGGAAUUAAACCAAAUCAAACAACAAAAAGCAGAAUUAGAAACUAAACUAACUGAAUCAGAAAAUACUCUGGCUAAUUUGCAACAGCAAUUAGACCAAAUUAAAAAUGAACUAUCUAAAAAAGAACAGCAAAGACAAAACUUAGAACAAAAACUAACUACUGAACAAACUAAAUCUACUGACUUAGAAAACCAACUGACUGCUCUAGCAGUCUCAAGUGGUCUCCUUACCCAACAAGUAGAAAAUUUAACUCAGCAACUCAGCGAAAGUGAACAAAAAGAAAAAACUACGCAACUAGAAGCGGAAGUAAGAGGGAAUUUAAUUCGUGAACAAGGCGAUAAACUAAAUCAACAACAAACCCAGAUUACUAAUUACCAACAAUUAUUAAGAAACAGUGAAGAAAACUUAAAAAAGUGUCAAGACCUUAUUGCUCAAAAAACAGAGCAAUUAUCUCAGUUAGAGCAAGAAAAAAACGACCUUCAACUAGAACUAGACCAGGCCCAAGCAAAAAUAAAGCAAUUAGAAACUAAUUUACUUACUUCUCAAACUAAAAUUCAGCAAUUAGAAGCCAAAAUUAAGGAACUAGAAAGCAAAGGAAAUUCUUCUGAAUUAACCAGACUAAAAAAAGAACUAGCGGAAGAAAAGAAAAAGAACCAAACUGAGAAAACUAAAUCCCAAUCAGAAAUCAAUCGCCUAAAACAAGAACUAAAUCAAACUAAACUUAAAGAAGAACAAUUAAGUCAAAAAAUAAAAGAGUUAACUGUCUUUUUAAAAAAAACCGAUCUCACUAAUUUACAAGCCAAGUUCCAAAAAUGGAGGCAGAAAGUCCAAACCUCACUUCCUAAUAAAAAACCUACUCCAACUCCAAAAAUUGACUGGAAUAAUUUAAGUGACAAAGCCGAGAAACUAGAAGAAGGAACCAAGUGGAUUGACUGA
Paraglomus occultum is the source of this 1023-nucleotide messenger RNA. The record is from the annotation of a GenBank genome assembly. NCBI's taxonomy places the organism in Eukaryota, Fungi, Glomeromycota, Glomeromycetes, Paraglomerales, Paraglomeraceae.